UCAGCAACACCUGAACGCUGCUCAUCAGUCCGCUCUGACGGGUUGCCACAUGUGCUCCGCCUUCUGCAACAACUUAUUUAAAGACUUUAAGAGGGGAAAUAGGACACAGUGUUCAUAACUAAAAGCUGAUAAGCAGCAGUUUGAAUCCCAGGAGGGUGGACCCUACGACCAGAUCUAAUUACUUUCAAAAUGAGCCAGAGCCCACUGAUCGGCAGCAUUCUGAACUUUUUAUCCCUCUGUGUUCCUGUCCUGGCCCUCACCCUGGGCCCCAGCAGUGCCUUACCAAGGACAGACACGCCUGUGCCUCCAGGCCACCACUUUAUGUUUAUGUGGAAUGCCCCAACUGAGCUUUGUGAAAGCCGCUUCGGAAUACGUCUCGACCUCUCCUACUUCAGUUUGGUCAGCAGCACACUAAAAUCUGCAACCAAUCAGAGCAUUUCCAUAUUCUAUACCGAUCGCUUUGGCCUCUUCCCCUACGUAGAUGAAGACACGGGAGAGAUGUACGAUGAUGGUCUCCCACAGCUGGUGGACCUGAAGGAGCAUCGUGAGUUAGCUGAAGACGACAUUGAGUACUACAUCCCCCUGAACCAAUCAGGACUUGCUGUGCUUGACUUUGAAGAAUGGAGGCCACAAUGGAUCCGAAAUUGGGGAAGCAAAGACAUCUACCGAGAAAUUUCUAUUGAACUGGUCAAGAAGAAAAAUUCAUCUCUGUCAGACGAUGAGGCAGAAGAACGGGCAAAAGUUUUGUUCCAACGUGCAGCCAAAAAAUACUUUCUCCGAUCCAUCAGACUUGGCAAACGGCUGAGGCCAAACAGACUUUGGGGUUAUUACUUAUACCCUGACUGCUACAACUAUGACUACAACCAUGAUAUGGCAGGCUUCACUGGAGAAUGCCCUCCUAUUGAGAAGUCAAGGAACGAUGAACUGCUCUGGCUUUGGACGGAGUCCACUGCUCUCUUCCCAUCAAUCUAUCUGGAGCUGGUGCUGAGAGAUACCCAGCAGGCCCGCAUGUUUGUACGCCAUCGUAUCCAGGAGGCCAUGAGGGUCUCAGUUUUGCCCAACAGCUCCUACUCUAUUCCCAUCUAUGCCUACAUAAGGCCUGUGUAUAAGGACAGCUUUGAUGAUUACAUGUCAGAGUUUGACCUUGUAAAUACCAUUGGAGAAGCUGCCGCCCUUGGAGCUGCUGGUGUUGUUUCCUGGGGAGACAUGAAUGUCACAGACACAGAGGACUCGUGCGUCGAUGCUCUGAAUCACUUAGACCGCGUCAUGAACCCAUACAUCCUCAACGUGUCCACGGCAACGCGUCUGUGCAGCGAGGCUCUUUGCCAGAGCCAGGGUCGCUGUGUGCGAAAGAACUGGGACGAUGAUGUCUACCUUCAUCUCGACGCACGCCGUUUCACAAUCGAGCGGCGCUCCCAGCGAGGUCCGCUCACUGUGAGAGGAGGCCUGUCACAGGACGACAUCAACUAUUUUAACCGUAGCUUCAACUGUAUGUGCUACAGCGAGGCGCCGUGCCACUCUGUCCUCACUUUGAACGUCAUCUCUGGAGCGGUGGUCAACCCGAGGAGUGGGACCGCCGACCGGAUUUACUCCUUUAUGUUGCUGAUUACGCUAAUAUGUCUGAGGUUUGUCAUAAUGUGAAUUCAUGUUUAGCAUAAACCUCACAGAACAACCCUGUUCAGUCUCAAACAGUAAGGGGAAAGAUAUGUGUUGGUAAGUUUUAAAAGAAAAUCUGUAAAUUUACACAUAUUAUUAUAUGUAUGGUUUGAUAACAGAAAGUAUAUGCUUCAACUAGCAAAAUGUGCUAGGACAAAAAAAAUAACCCCAUUGUUAUAUUUUACUCUUUAUACUAUUGUUCUUUGCAUGAAAAACAGCUAACACUGCUUUUUACAUAAAUAUGUGUUACUUUAUGAAAAGAGUUGCUCCUUCCCACUAUCGCCACAUACUUUCUCAGGAGAAAUUUGACUGUAUUGUAUCAUAACUAGGAUAGAAUUGGACUGUAUAUAAUUGGAUUUGUAUCUAAUUAGACUGAACUGAAGUGACUGAAUAAUUUAAUAGAUGGGUGUGAACUGGAUCUGUCCUUGUGGGAAUGGAUGAGCAUCAUACCUUUGACACCUGAUCAGUGCUGUGAAACUGUGCUGCAUGAAUAAACUGAAUAAACUUG
This is a messenger RNA of Fundulus heteroclitus (mummichog), 2164 nucleotides long. RefSeq names its product hyaluronidase-5-like. The record is from RefSeq and is a predicted model, not a curated record. NCBI's taxonomy places the organism in Eukaryota, Metazoa, Chordata, Actinopteri, Cyprinodontiformes, Fundulidae. The coding region runs from base 190 to 1641 and encodes 483 amino acids. The transcript has 4 exons. Gene Ontology annotation, molecular function: hyalurononglucosaminidase activity. Gene Ontology annotation, cellular component: acrosomal vesicle. Gene Ontology annotation, biological process: carbohydrate metabolic process; hyaluronan catabolic process.